This is a messenger RNA of Yamadazyma jaroonii, 597 nucleotides long. The record is from the annotation of a GenBank genome assembly. NCBI's taxonomy places the organism in Eukaryota, Fungi, Ascomycota, Pichiomycetes, Serinales, Debaryomycetaceae.
AUGGCAACUAAUAUUACCUGGCACCCAAACUUGAGCCACAGUGAAAGAAGUGAUUUAUUGAAGCAAAAAGGGUUAACUAUUUGGUUAACUGGAUUAAGUGCUUCAGGUAAAUCAACUAUCGCUUGUGCUUUAGAACAAUUCUUAUUAAAUAAGCAAAUCAAUUCUUAUAGAUUAGAUGGUGACAAUGUUAGAUUUGGAUUAAACAAAGAUUUAGGAUUCAGUGAAGCCGAUAGAAAUGAAAACAUUAGAAGAAUUUCUGAAGUAAGUAAAUUAUUCAAUGAUUCAUGUUGUAUUGCUAUAACUUCUUUCAUUAGUCCUUAUAAACAAGAUAGACAAUUAGCUAGAGAAUUACAUGAAAAAGAUAACUUACCAUUCAUUGAAGUUUACAUUGAUGUCCCUAUUGAAGUUGCUGAAAAGAGAGAUCCAAAAGGUUUAUAUAAAAAGGCCAGAGAAGGUAUUAUCAAGGAAUUUACCGGAAUUUCUGCUCCAUAUGAAGCUCCAGAAAAUGCUGAAAUUCAUAUCGUUAAUGAUGACAUAACUGUUGAACAAGCUGCUCAACAAAUUAUUGAUUACUUGGUCGAAAAGAAAUUUAUUUAG